CCUCAGUGCAGAAAGAUGACUUUCCUCCACGAUGACUGCUACUUCCCCAACAGUUACAGGGGCCUCCACAGCUACCGGGGCUAUGACUACAGCAGCCCCUACAACUACAGGAGCUUUGGUGGCCUCUACGACUUUGGGGACCGCUAUGGCCAUGAUGGUCUGCAUGGUCACUGGGGCUUCUAUGGCUCUAGGGACCACUAUGGCUUUGGAGGUCUGAAUGGUGGCUACAGAGGCCUGUAUGGGGACUGCUAUAGCUACCCCGGCUGGUACAGCAGCCGCUACGGUCACCACUUCGGUUCACGAUACGGUCAACGCUACAGCUACGGGGGCUGGUAA
This is a messenger RNA of Centrocercus urophasianus (Greater sage-grouse), 336 nucleotides long. RefSeq names its product scale keratin-like. The record is from RefSeq and is a predicted model, not a curated record. NCBI's taxonomy places the organism in Eukaryota, Metazoa, Chordata, Aves, Galliformes, Phasianidae. Bases 16 to 336 code for a protein of 106 amino acids. The transcript has a single exon.